GGGAAAAUCCGGGAAAUCCUGAAUUGGAUGUAUUUAAGACCGACCUAGGAUCUUAAACAUUCAUAUUCAACAAGUCUUCUUCAACAUGAAUACUAAGAUAUCAUUGAUUUUCGGAGCUGCUGUCUUCUGUCUGGUAGUGUGCCAAGCGGCUGCACAGGAGGGAGGGGAGGGGGUCCAGGCAGACUCAAAGUUCUUCCUCGGAGGGCUUUUAAACAACGGCUUCAAUGGAUACAACAACUACAGACCCGGAUUCAACCACUACAAUAACUUUGGAUACAAUGGAUAUAGGCCUGGUAGACCUGGAUACAACAACUACAGACCUGGAUACAACAACUUUAGACCCGGAUACAACAACUUCAAUAACUUUGGAUACAACGGAUAUAGACCUUUUGGAUUUAGAAGCGCCAAUGAAGAUUCGACAAACCAAGUUUAAUUAAUUGAUACCAGAAACAAAUUUUAUCAAUAGAAAAAUCUUUCUAAACAGUGAAUUUUAAACAAUAAAAGUCUUCCAUCAAAA
This is a messenger RNA of Eurytemora carolleeae, 517 nucleotides long. Its product is annotated as probable serine/threonine-protein kinase clkA. The transcript is spliced from 3 exons. Bases 86 to 433 code for a protein of 115 amino acids. The record is from RefSeq and is a predicted model, not a curated record. Lineage: Eukaryota; Metazoa; Arthropoda; Copepoda; Calanoida; Temoridae.